ACUCACAGAGACGGCACGGUUGCUGCGGAAUGUGUUCACACGACCAUCAACAGCAACCAUUCAGGCACCAGAAGCUCAACAGAGAGAUCACGGUUAUGCUUUCUCCCAGGAGGAAGGCGGGGCAGUGGCAUUGGAACACAUGGGUUUUUUGUCACCUAGUCGACUGUAAUCCGACAGUAUGACACGUCUGAUCGAAAACCUGAUGGUUCAUAAACCUCUUGCUGGACUGGUACCUCAUGUCCAAACACAGAACUGUUCAUUCGACUGAGAGAUACCUGGAUGACAAGUUAUAUAUCUUAACACAAGCUGAUUGAGUCAUUGGCCCAAUGGUGGACAAAUUGCAUCUGGAGAUACAUGUAUUGAAAUGAUGGGUCUUUACCAUCCUGUUGUUUUCGUGUCACUACACGUCACAAAUUUACAUUACCUCAACAGCCUGGAGUACAAACACAUUCGAAAGAGAUGAUAGUCAUAUGUCGCUAUACUGUAAAUUGUAACCUAGAGUGUUAACUGUAGCAAGAUUUGACACAUAGUUAAGACCAUAGUUGUAAAUCGUGAAAUCUAAAUCAAACAGAAUUCCAAAGUAUUAUUAUGUCAUAUUUUUUACUUUUCAUGUCUUGGGCUUGAUUAGUGAAAUAACAGUCUGUUUAUGACAAAACAUUUCAGCCAUCUGUUUUACCUCUUUUUGGCUUAUAUAUGCUUUUAAAUGUUGAAAACAACAAGAAAUCGUCUUUACUGAUUAAACUGUUAUUAUUUUCAUUGAUCUGAUUUUUUGUUACCAUUUUAUAUUAUUUGCUUAUAGCUAUUAUACAGAACAUACA
Molecule: messenger RNA, 818 nt
Organism: Lingula anatina
Lineage: Eukaryota; Metazoa; Brachiopoda; Lingulata; Lingulida; Lingulidae
Product: putative phospholipid-transporting ATPase IA
Biological process (GO): phospholipid translocation
Cellular component (GO): plasma membrane; trans-Golgi network
Molecular function (GO): ATPase-coupled intramembrane lipid carrier activity; magnesium ion binding; ATP binding
Source: RefSeq, a predicted model, not a curated record